Arachis ipaensis is the source of this 2904-nucleotide messenger RNA. Its product is annotated as Pentatricopeptide repeat (PPR) superfamily protein. NCBI's taxonomy places the organism in Eukaryota, Viridiplantae, Streptophyta, Magnoliopsida, Fabales, Fabaceae. Gene Ontology annotation, molecular function: protein binding. Gene Ontology annotation, cellular component: mitochondrion. The record is from RefSeq and is a predicted model, not a curated record.
GGGUUUAAGGAGAUAAUUUCAGUUUCAUUUCAUUAGGGUUUAAGCAUCAAUGUUGAUUUCGGCAAAACGGAAAAUGUUCCUCCGCUCCAUCAGAACAACCUACCUCGCUUCCACACGCCACCUUUCCACGGCGGCGCCGCCACGAACACCCUCAUCUUCCUCCCCAUCCGGCGGCGGCGGCGGUAGAGACACGCUGGGGCGGAGGCUGAUGAGCCUUGUGUUCCCGAAACGCAGCGCAGUGGUUGCGAUCAACAAGUGGAAGGAAGAAGGUCACCCUCCGCCACGCAAGUACGAGCUAAAUCGAAUUGUUCGCGAGCUACGUAAGAACAAGAGCUUCAAACACGCGCUUGAGGUCUGUGAAUGGAUGACCUUGCAGCAACAUAUCAAGCUAGUGCAAGGAGACUAUGCUGUCCACUUGGACUUGAUAGCUAAAGUUCGGGGUUUAAACAGUGCAGAAAAAUUCUUUGAGGAUCUUCCUGAUCAAAUGAGAGGCAGACAGACCUGCACUGCUCUUCUUCAUGUCUAUGUCCAAAACAAUUUGGCAGACAAAGCUGAAGCCCUCAUGUCAAAAAUGUCAGAAUGUGAUUUCUUGGGAUGUCCACUUCCUUUCAACCACAUGAUAUCUCUCUACAUUGCAAAUGGGAAGCUAGAAAAGGUCCCGCAAAUUAUUCGGGAAUUGAAGAUGAACACAUGUCCUGAUGUUGUUACUUUCAAUUUGUGGUUAACUGCAUGUGCUCUGCAAAGUGAUGUUGAAACUGCAGAAAGAGUAAUGCUCGAGUUAAAGAAGGCAAAAAUUGAUCCAGACUGGGUAACAUAUAGUACAUUGACUAAUUUGUACAUUAAAAACAAUUGCCUUGAAAAAGCAAGAUCUACUUUGAAGGAGAUGGAGAAUAGAACCUCGCGGAACACUCGGGUUGCAUAUUCCUCUCUCAUUAGCUUGCAUAUGAAUAUGGGGAAUAAAGAUGAAGUUAACCGAUUAUGGAAGAAAAUGAAGGCUUCCUUUCGCAAAAUGAAUGAUAAUGAGUAUCUUUGCAUGUUAUCAUCGCUUGUGAAGCUUGGAGACUUUGCUGCAGCUGAGAACCUCUAUAGUGAGUGGGAAUCUGUUUCUGGGACUCAUGAUGUCAGAGUUUCAAAUAUACUUCUUGCUUCAUACGUUAACCAAGACCAGAUGGAAAUGGCGGAAAAUUUUUAUCAUCGGAUAGUAGGAAAUGGCGUAAGUCCUUCUUACACUACAUGGGAGCUAUUAACAUGGGGCUAUUUGAAAAAUAAGGAUGUGGAGAAAUUUCUAGAUUAUUUUGAGAAAGCCGUUUCUAGUGUGAAAAAAUGGAAUCCUGAUCAAAAGUUAGUGAGAGAGGCAUUCAAAAUCCUUGAGGAGCUGGCUCAUAUUGAAGGGGCAGAAAAAUUGUUGGUUAUCCUUCGCAAUGCUGGCCAUGUGAAUACUGAUGUGUAUAACCUAUUUCUCAACACUUACGCAAAAGCUGGUAAAAUGCCUCUUAUUGUUGCUGAGAGGAUGAAAAAGGACAAUGUUCAGUUGGAUGAAGAGACUCAUAGGCUCUUGGAUCUGACCAGUAAAAUGUGUGUGAGUGAUGCUUCACUGAUUCUGUCCACAGCACCAAUUGAAGGAGUAUUAGAAUAAACUAUGAUUUGGUUGAGCCUCACCUCCAAUUGUUUAUAUUCAUACUCAAAUAUGUGAAUACAAUGACGGGAUUGUUGAUGCUUGUGAAUAAGGUAACAGCGCUGGUAUCAAAUUUUCAGAGGCAGAAUCAGAAGAUUUCCGCUGUUCGAUUCUGUAAUCUAUUCAUGAGGUAUGUUAGCAACAUGUUAAAAUGUUUUUGUACAGGUAAAUAUGGGGCCUAACCCUAACUUGUCACAAUUUUACUAACCCGUUUUCGUCUACUUGUAGUGUAUGCCAAUUCUGAUUUUUGUUUCACAUAUAGAGAACUAUGUUUCACACUUUCACUUACCUAUAUGGAGACUUCUAAAAUUUAUGGAAAUUGAUUAAGUGUGCCAAUGUUGGUAAAGUUGUUUCUUCUGAUUUUCUAACAAGCGGUGGAUGGAUAUUGGAAGUGCAUCUAAGAUGGAAGUUUUGUUGACCUAAAUCUUUGUCCUGUGUAUGGUUCCAUCAUAUCCUGGUUUGGUACGUUUAAUGUGUCUGUUUCUUUUGGACACAAGUACCCAAGAAACUCAACCUUUAUUGAGUUUCACCAACCAUUAUCCUCAGCGUAUUGGCAUUAUUAUUAAUCUUCAAUUUUUCCGAGUUAUGUAUUAACUCUUCUGAUGACUUUGACCUCAUUAGACCUGCUUCAUAAAACUUUGGUGGUUCCUGAAUCAAGAGUUGACUUCUAAUUCUGAAUCAAGAGGUUACUGAAUAAGUAUUAAUAUUAUACACUAGUGUGUGACACAUGAUUAUAUCUAUGUAUUAUAAUCACUUCAUCAUCUCCUAAUCUAACUCGCCUAAACCAUAAUGAAGUUUAUCAUUUAACUUAUUGCAUAAUACAUGAGUAAUAAGUAGCUAAUCUUUAGCAUAAUAGUAUAUCCUCUAUUUUGUGAAAGUAUUGUCUCUUUUGGUUAUUAGUGAUUAUUAUUAAAUCACAAAUAUAAAUAGUAAAAGCAGAAAAUAAAAACUGUAAUUUCUGUAAAUAUUAAAUAAUGAAUUUGUGACAAGUAUCAGUAUGAAGUUAACUUCAAAUGAAAACAUUUAAUUUGUAAUGAACAUAGGUUCUUGGAAGAAUUGUUCCAAUAAGAAUUAAUGCUGGGGUAGAAUAUCUUAUACGGUUUCUAGUUUAAUGUGAUAUCCCCAAUGUGAGGGUACAUUUCAGGGUUCUAUAAUACGAAGAAGAAUAGUAGGUAGAGGAUUGCAACCUUGGUAAUGCAGUUAAGACAAAUGUUUCAUGUUUCAAAUAU